Dunckerocampus dactyliophorus (ringed pipefish) is the source of this 4309-nucleotide messenger RNA. Its product is annotated as mitochondrial coenzyme A transporter SLC25A42-like. The transcript has 9 exons. Gene Ontology annotation, biological process: transmembrane transport. Bases 461 to 1441 code for a protein of 326 amino acids. The record is from RefSeq and is a predicted model, not a curated record. Lineage: Eukaryota; Metazoa; Chordata; Actinopteri; Syngnathiformes; Syngnathidae.
ACACAGGAGGGGGCAGUUGUGACAAGAACAGCAACAGCAUGGACGUGUCAGCCAGUCAUAGACACGAAAUAAGCGAGUGAAUGACAGAAUGAUUCGAAAGUUACUGUCUUCAUUGCACUAAUUAGCUUAUUGCCACCGCGACGCAUUUGUUGUGUUUAAAAAGCGAACGAAAGCAGUUGUGUAGCAGCAAGCUAACGGCUAGCGAGCGUUAACUCAGCUAAUAUUUGGCUAACUUUAAGCAAAGGGGCGUCAGGGAAUUCCACUGGAGAAGACAGAAUCAUUGGAAUUUGCCGUGCUGGUGUCACAUCAGUCUUCCAGAUGGUCACGGAGCUGAAGUCUUGCAAGAUUGGCUGGAGUCCCAUGAGCUAUGCGACCUUUGAGCACCCAGAGUAAUUGCUGCCGCCCCCUGGUGGUUGGAUUCAUGAGUGCGCGCCGAGGCAGCAGCGCAUAGUCCUUCGGUAUGGGGAGUGGAGUCCAGGAGCAACGUUCGUCGCUCACCAAGGAAGAUGGCCUGCCACAGGCCUCCACUCAGGCAGAAGGCGUGAAGCAGAAGACCCCCUCUGUCAUCACCACUCUCUUCUCGGGGGCUUUCGCAGGCGCUGUGGCCAAGACAGCUGUCGCUCCAUUGGACAGGACUAAAAUCAUCUUCCAAGUGUCUUCAGCGAGAUUCUCUGCCAAAGAGGCCUACAGGGUAAUCUACCGCACGUACCUGAAGGAUGGCUUCCUCAGUCUGUGGAGGGGCAACUCUGCCACCAUGGUGCGGGUCAUCCCAUACGCCGCCAUCCAGUUCUGUGCUCAUGAGCAGUACAAAGGUCUCCUGGGGGACUACUAUGGCUUCCAGGGAAAGGCCCUACCUCCACUCCCAAGGUUGCUGGCUGGAUCCAUGGCAGGCACCACUGCCACCAUGUUGACAUAUCCUUUGGAUAUGGUGCGAGCUCGGAUGGCUGUGACACCAAAGGAAAUGUACAGCAACAUCCUGCAUGUGUUCGUGAGGAUAUCUCGGGAGGAGGGGCUAAAGACACUGUAUCGAGGUUUUGCCCCCACCAUACUGGGCGUGGUCCCCUAUGCGGGCCUCAGCUUCUUUACCUAUGAGACGCUGAAGAAGCUUCAUGCAGAAAACAGUGGGCGCCCAGAGCCUUAUUCCUAUCAACGUCUGGCCUUUGGGGCCUGUGCGGGCCUCAUCGGUCAGUCUGCGUCUUACCCUUUGGAUGUGGUACGGCGGCGCAUGCAGACGGCGGGCGUCACGGGUCACACGUACAGCACCAUCCUGGGCACCAUAAAGGAAAUCAUGUCCGAGGAGGGGGUCAUCAGAGGACUCUUUAAAGGCCUCAGUAUGAACUGGGUCAAAGGGCCUAUUGCGGUGGGAAUCAGCUUCACAACCUUUGACCUCACUGAGAUUCUCCUGAGUAAGCUGCGAGAGAUGGGUUACAUGUCACGGUAAUGGCCUGAAGACAGGAAUUGCUGAUCGGACCCUGUGGUGAGAGAGUGUGAGGAGCAUGUGCCAAUAGACGCAAGCAAACACACACACACACACUCACACGGGGUAAGUGUGUCUUCAUACAUGACGUAUAUGUGAUGUCCAUGACUGUUGUCAUGUGCUUCAAAGUGCAAUAUGAUCUGUAUUUUUUUUUAUAUCUGUACUUAAUUGCAACUGACAUAGGUGAGACACACACACACAAACAAACACUCAUGCAACUGCCUUGGCGACAUGAACUGACGCCUUCCAUUGCAAUGCAGGCUGCCAUUUAUUUACUAUCCACUUAGAUACUUUUUUGAUCUCCAAGAGAAAUUCACUUAAAGGUCUAAUGUGUUGUGAUAUUACAACAUAAAUGUGUUUUAUGUGAAACAUAUAUAAGUGGAUUAAUGAGAUAUUGAAUGGAGAAUGUAACUCCAGUUUAGCCCCAAGUGACGUAAACAUUCAACAGUAUAUAUUGAUGCUUGCUAGGACAAUAGCAAGCAUUUUUUAAAUCCCUGCUGCAGAAAUAUUUCUAGAACCUUUGAAAUGCAUGUGGUUGCGUCACAGGAACCUGUGAUUCUUGAAUUGUACUUCUACUAAUGCUCCCAAUGGUUGAGCUAUAAGUUGUAUGGUAUUUUGGGGUUAGUUUAAUGAAGCACACAAUUUCCCUUUUGGACAAGAUUAAUGCAGAGGAAAAGGUAUUAAAUGUCAUCUGUUUUUGUUACUUUAAUAACAGAAGUUAUAACUUGUGUUGCAAGUCAACACUAACAAGUACAAAGUGUGCCCAUGUUUUAUCCCGAGUCUGCACUGUUCAUUCAUGGUGUUUUCCACCUCGUACUUCACUAUUAGGAUCAUGUGAGCUUUUUAGAGAAUUCAUCAGACAUUGGAUACUAAUUCAAAUGGCCGUUCAUUCAUAUUUGCAGACUGAGCAGCCGAGGGCAGGAAAGUGUCAUAAACGAUGAGGCAAUCCUAACUUGGCGGCAGAAUAAACACCUCCUCAGAUAUUUAUUAACGUAUGACAAUAUAUUAAUAUAUAAAGCUAGAGACACAAAUUGUUUUAUAACAAUAACCACGUUUGCUCAAAGAACUGAGACGGAAGAUCUCACAUUCUUAAUAAAGUAGUAUGAAGUGGCUGCACUUGCUUGUCGGUGCCUUGCAGUGUGUAACUUCAUGUCUCUUGUCCGCUAUCAGCGCCGGUAAAUCGCGACUCUUUUGAAUUAAAAGUGCCUGACAAGGAAUAGUAAGUGUUUUACUUGGACUGAGCUACUGUACUAACCUUUCUGGUUAGUAUUUUCUAGGUUGUUUUUGAUGAUCUUGCUAUUUGAGAUGGCUUGUAGUUGAAGAUUUAUUAGGAAUGUAUUACUACGGGAUGUUUUCCCCCCCCCCCCCAUGCAGUUUCAUAACCUUAAAAACUGCAUUGUCGUGUGUGAGCGUAUUGGGGGCGGAGACACGAACCACGGUACACGUUCAGGUACUUUUCCAUAUUGGGUAUUAAAUGAUUUGUAAUUAUGUGGAUUUUAAAUUAUUAACAAACCACAUUUUUGUGUCAAGACUUGAUGAAGUUGUUACAAAAUGGAAAAUCCUUAUUUCAAUUUGAAUGAAUAGUACUUUUUAAUCUCAAUCGACAAACCUCCAAUUCACUGUUUUGCAUGGUACGACAAACGAACUUGUGUUGCGUGGACAUGUUUUUGUUAAUGUCAAAUAAAAGUGGAUACUGUCUCCUGUUGUAAAAUGUUCUACAAUUAAGUAUGUAUUUUGAGUAUUUUACAUAAAUGAAUUGCAUGUAGACAACUACAAAAGUUAAUACAGUACUGACUUUUAUUCCGUGAUGGUGUAAUUACAUAAAAUAGCCACACGACGGACCCCCAGGCUUGUAAAGCAAUGUCCGAACUGUAGUUCCACAAACUGCCAAUAGAUGGCAGUGCAAGCCCAUUACGAGGCUUUCGGGACCUCAACAGUUUGAACUUGACCGUGAACUCACCACAUUGCAAACAUGUCUGAUUCUAAAUUAAUGACAAAAAUGCAGAGAAGACGAAUAUUAAAAGAAAUAUAGAAAUUAAAUUGGGAUUUUAUUUUCAUACAGAAUAUCUUUGAUAGAUCAUUCGUUGUUUACGUUUGCCAGAGAUUUUUGAUUAUUUGAGACAUAGUAUGCAAAUCAGACACAAAGAGAGAAAGGGACUAAUUAGGAUGUGAAAGAGGGCAGGAUGGAGGGAAUGUGUCAGAGGGUGGUUGCCAUAGAUACUUGGUAAGAUGCUAGAAGGAGGCAGUGUCAUUUUGUUUGUAUUCAGAUGUGCUGCUCUCUCGUGCCUGUUUUUUACAUCAAAUUUUCAUUCUGCGAUUGGAUCCUAAACACGUUUUUUCCCACCCCACCUCAAAACGAAUUCAGUGGUGUUUGUUUUUAAUUUGAACUAAAAAAAAUCAAAAUUUUGUUGUUAUGACAUAUUUUUUGUUAAUACAUAUGUAAAUAUAAAGUCAAUCUAAAAAAAAAAUGUUUUCGUAAAAAUGCAAAUGAUUAAAUCUGGAAAUCUGACCUUUAGUGUUGGCUCGAAUUUGAUCCUUUAAGACAUAAACAGUAUAGGUACAAUAUAAUGAUGGUAAGGUAAUACAUAUGAUAAAACAAAUGAAAAUAAAGACAACAAUUUCCAGUUGAUCAUAUAGAUAUACAUAUAUCGAUUUUUUCGGAUUUUGUAAUAUUGUGUACUAGAAAUGUGUGUAUACAGUAUUUAUAUACACAUAUAUAUACAGCUACAUAAAAAAAUGAUUUGCUCAUUGGUGACUGGUAGAUUAUGACUGUUAAUUUUUUUUUAAAGAAAAAUAAUACCAAACUUAAAAUCAAAUCUACUGACAUGGAUA